AUGUACAAGGAAUAUCCAGUAAAUGGAGGAAGAUUUAGGAAAACUUUUUCUGAUGAACAAUUACUGAAGCUUAAGGAGUAUAUUACAGAUAUUGAUCGUCGGUCAUUUGGACUCACAAAAGUUCAGUGUCAAAAGUUGGUUUACGAAUAUGCUUCAGAUAAUAAUGUUCCACAUUGUUUCAAUACUGAAUAUAAAAUGGCAGGUCAUGACUGGAUAGAGAGUUUUAUGAAGGAAUUUGAUUUUAGCUUAAGAAAACCUGAAGUUACAUCAAUAGGUAGACUUAUGGCAUUUAACAAAGUUAAUGUGAGUUUAUUUUUUGAUAAGCUUAAAGAAAUCCGCACAAGAAACAAUUUUUCAUCGAGUCAAAUAUUUAAUGUAGAUGAAAGUGGUGUAUCUACUGUACCAUGUAAGCUUCCUAAAGUUCUUUCACCUAUUGGAUCCAGAAGAGUUUCUAAAUUAGUUUCUGCCGAGCGAGGUAAAAAUAUUACUGUAGUGUGUGGUGUAAGUGCUGCUGGUGUUUAUGUACCACCAUUUAUAAUUUUUCCAAGAAUUCGAAUGAAAGAAGAAUUGUCCCGUGGCACUCCUCCUGGUACAUUAUGUGUUUGUAAUGAGAGUGGCUGGAUGACCACUGAAACAUUCUUAUUAUAUCUUCAACACUUUUCAAAGCACGUUCGACCAAAUGCUGAAUCUUCAAUACUUUUAUUAUUAGAUAACCAUGCUUCUCAUGUAUCACUUAAAGCCAUUGAAUUUUGUCGAAGUAAAUAUAUAACAAUGUUGGGCUUCCCACCUCAUACCACUCAUCGACUUCAACCGUUGGAUGUAGCAGUUUUUGGUGCUCUAAAAACUUACUACAGUCAAGCGUGUGACGCUUGGAUGGUGAAUAACCCUGGUAGUCAUUAG
Messenger RNA from Acyrthosiphon pisum (pea aphid), 900 nucleotides. Its product is annotated as tigger transposable element-derived protein 1-like. The record is from RefSeq and is a predicted model, not a curated record. NCBI's taxonomy places the organism in Eukaryota, Metazoa, Arthropoda, Insecta, Hemiptera, Aphididae. The transcript has 2 exons. Bases 1 to 900 code for a protein of 299 amino acids. Gene Ontology annotation, molecular function: DNA binding. Gene Ontology annotation, cellular component: nucleus.